This is a messenger RNA of Solanum dulcamara, 1937 nucleotides long. Its product is annotated as autophagy-related protein 18c-like. Gene Ontology annotation, cellular component: extrinsic component of membrane; cytosol; phagophore assembly site membrane. Gene Ontology annotation, molecular function: phosphatidylinositol-3-phosphate binding; phosphatidylinositol-3,5-bisphosphate binding; protein binding. The transcript has 5 exons. The record is from RefSeq and is a predicted model, not a curated record. Gene Ontology annotation, biological process: protein lipidation; protein localization to phagophore assembly site; nucleophagy. The coding region runs from base 477 to 1727 and encodes 416 amino acids. Lineage: Eukaryota; Viridiplantae; Streptophyta; Magnoliopsida; Solanales; Solanaceae.
UUUAGUACUGUAUAAUAUAUAGGUCCACCUUUUCUCUUCCUCCGGCUCUUCUCAUCUCCCUCUACGCUGCUCCACCGGCGAGACCAGCGGCGCACUCUCCCCUCUCAUCUCUUCUCCUCUCUCAGCCGCUGCACUGCCCAGAAUCGUCUGGAAAUUCCACCGCCGCCGUCCGUCGAUGGCCGGUGGACCACCGAACUACCAAAAGAAAUCUCUUCUCCCAAACCACUAAAGAGAUCGCCGCCUUUCUCUCCAUCUCUUCCUCCUCUUCUCUCCCUCCGCCUUUUCUCUGUCAUCUCCAUCUCUGAGACAGCGGCUGCUCCACUGCCGUCUCCGUCGGCGAGACCACCGCUUCUGUUUGAUGUCCCCAGAGGUGAGCCGCGUGAACAACGCCCCACAGUGACGACGUCAACCACCGUGGUGAAGUCCAAAUCGAUCAGGAAUUUCGAGAUUUCCAUAGCUUCUGUUUGCAUCUGGUUAUGACUACUCUAUCAUCGCCAAAUAAUUCAACUGUUUCACCUUCUCGAGGGACAAUUUCGCCAGCAGCCUUUGGGACAUAUGAAUCUCCCAUGCCUGGGGCCUCUCAUUCUGGCCAUUCUGAAAUGGAGAUCAGUGACAAUGAUGAAACAGAGCUACACUCUGUAUCAUGGAAUCAGGAUUACAGUUGCUUUGCUGCUGGCACAAGUCGUGGCUUUCGUGUAUAUAACUGUGAUCCUUUCAAAGAGACUUUCAGACGUGAUCUGAAAAGUGGUGGAUUUGGAAUAGUGGAGAUGCUGUUCCGAUGCAAUAUUUUAGCACUUGUGGGUGCUAAGGCUAACACUCAAUACCCACCUAAUAAAGUUAUUAUAUGGGAUGAUCAUCAGAGCCGGUGCAUAGGUGAAUUUUCAUUUAGGUCUGAGGUUCGUGCAGUGAAACUAAGACGGGAUUGUAUUGUUGUAGUUCUUGAGCACAAGAUAUAUGUCUACAACUUUAUGGAUCUGAAGCUUCUUCAUCAGAUAGAGACUGUGGCCAAUCCUAGGGGACUUUGCUGCCUCUCACACCAGUUAAAUACGUCUGUAUUGGCUUGCCCUGGCCUUCGAAGAGGACAAAUCCGGGUUGAACAUUUUGGCCUGAAUAUGACAAAGUUAAUCAAGGCACAUGAUUCUCAGAUAGCAUGCUUAACCUUAACUAUUGAUGGGCUUCUUCUUGCAACAGCUAGCACUCGGGGAACUUUGAUAAGACUCUUCAACACCAUGGACGGGACUCAGUUGCAAGAGGUGCGUAGAGGGGUUGACAGAGCGGAUAUCUGUUGUAUUGCUUUAUCACCAAAUGCUCAGUGGUUGGUCGUCUCGAGCGACAAAGGUACCAUCCAUGUAUACAGCCUAAGAGUACGUGUUGUUGGGGAGGAUGCUGCAGCUGAUGCUGCUGUUAGAACUCCAACAUUGUUGUGUCAAAAUUCAUCAGCUUCCCUUGAUGCACUUAUUUCUCCUAGUACUGGAGCCAACCCUGGUUCAUCAUUGUCUUUCAUGAAAGGAGUUUUGCCAAAAUACUUUAGCUCUGAAUGGUCAUUUGCUCAAUUUCACUUGCCAGAAUGUACCCAGUACAUUGCUGCGUUUGGUUCUCAGAACACCAUUGUUACUGCUGGCACUGAUGGAAGUUUCUACAGGUGCAGCUUCGAUCCUGUGAAUGGAGGAGAAAUGGUUCAGCAGGAAUAUGUCCGCUUUCUGAAAACAGAAAGUAGGCCGAGAUAGAUCUGUUUAGAAAGUAGUUUGCUUGUAAAUAAAUCUGAGGUUUCACUCUAUUGUGAAAAGGUGUAUAUAAUGGCUCUUGUGGCUCUAUAUAAGUUCAGAUUAUCUGCUGUGUUUUUUAAUACUGAUGUACUUUAUUCUGUACUAUUACAUGGAGCUGCUGCUUCAUCACUGUAUAUUUGUGAUUGGUUUCCCGUUACUGGAUAUCUCUUA